CGCCAAGGUGAGAGUGGAGAGUAACAUAAUAAAUACAGUUAAUGGAGGAAGUAUCCUUGGUAGCCUAAAAGGUGCAUAUCGCAUUUACUAGGGCUUACCAAAGCCAACGGCCAUCACUCCAGUCUCCACCUAAAACUAAACACCCCCGCUUCCUCUCCCUUGAGCCCCAUAACCUCUCUUUUUCCACUUUAAGACGCUCCCAUCUCCCACUGAACCACCAAAAAAAACCCACUACGAAAUGUCGAACAAGUCGCCCAUUUUUCCGAUGCCGGAGCCUCAACACUUCAGCGACUACGGCUUCGACCCCCAAAUCGACUAUUUCCAGGUCCUUGAAGAAGCUAGAAGGCACAAGCGUGACGGAACGAGAUCCAUAGACUCGAUUCACUUCAAGCUCCAGAAGCCCAUUUCCAAGGACGACCACUACUCCAAGAAGCCUCACAAGAAGAAGCGCUGGUGGAAAAGCGCUUUGCUUUUCUUCAAAUGGGGCUGGACCCACCACCACGACUCGGCCCACCGCCACAACCGCCGUGGUGGCCGGGAGGACGUGCACCAGGCCAGGGCCAAGGCUUUCCGGGCUUCCAUUUCCGGGCCCGUUUAUAUCACAGAAAGCAGGAGCGGGUCAAGCACACCGUACCGGACGGCGAGCAGGCCGUCGUCGGGGCCCCUGGCCGGGACUAUGUCGCCGGUGAGUAAGGGAGAGAUGGAGAUUCCGUAUCUGAGCCUGAGGGAGCUUAACAUGGAGCAGCAACAGAGGGUGUCUACCUCAUCAGCCAUGCCCAUUUACUUGGUUACUUGAUUAGUGAUUAGUAUUCUGGCCUUUUGGGGUUGGUCAUUAGAUUUAACUAUAUUUUAGUCUUGGGGGGAACCAUUAUAUAUUUUACAAAAGCUCUUCCUUAAGAUGAUCUAUAUUUUACAAUUGCGGUUUAGAUUGGGCACUUUUCUGUUUUUUGGAAAAGGCAACAGCAUUUGAUCUGUUGGAGGAAGGCUAUAUCCUCCUUUUGGUGUUUGUGUUUUUUCUCACUUUUCUUGAGUUCUGGAUUUGACUUGGUCA
This is a messenger RNA of Rosa rugosa (rugosa rose), 1051 nucleotides long. RefSeq lists its product as uncharacterized. The coding region runs from base 239 to 796 and encodes 185 amino acids. Lineage: Eukaryota; Viridiplantae; Streptophyta; Magnoliopsida; Rosales; Rosaceae. The record is from RefSeq and is a predicted model, not a curated record. The transcript is spliced from 2 exons.